Messenger RNA from Fusarium mangiferae, 825 nucleotides. RefSeq lists its product as uncharacterized. The coding region runs from base 1 to 825 and encodes 274 amino acids. NCBI's taxonomy places the organism in Eukaryota, Fungi, Ascomycota, Sordariomycetes, Hypocreales, Nectriaceae. The record is from RefSeq and is a predicted model, not a curated record. The transcript has 2 exons.
AUGGCAUCUUCAUUCCCAGAGGCAAAGAUUGACAAAGCCGCCCGCGAGGCAGAGUACCAGGCACUCUGGCAGGUCUGCGAUCGCGCAACUCGCAAGCCCGAGUACAUCUACGGCGACGAAAGACUCAAGCGCUCUUUUCUCGAAGAUACAUGUGACGCUCUCAUGCUCAAGAGAAUGAAGCUCGGCAAGGUUCACUGUGGAACUGACAUCAGCGCCAUGGUGACCCUUCAUCUUCAGCGCGAAGUCGCCGGCCGUCUUCUCGCGGGUGCUCGUAUGGCUGCUCCAGCCCCUGCUCCCAAUCCGAUGCCGUACGUGGGAAAUGGCCCUACAUUCAAUCCGCCCCAGAACGUGUAUGCUGCGAACCCGGAUCCAUACAAUGGCAAUCCAGCUCCGUACAACGUCGCCCAGGCACCGCCACCAAUCCCCCAUCCCCGGGUUCGUGCUUCUCCCCCAAACUUUAACUUUGCCAUCCCGAACAGUAACGAAGAUUUGCGGCAUGACAUGGACAGAGCCAUCAACACCCUCCGACAGUACGCCCAAAGAAUCGCCACGCUUGAAAAGACAGUUGCCACUCUCGAAAACCAAGUCGCCAAGAUCACUCGUGAGCGCGACAUGUACAAGGCUGGGCCGAUUGACAUGAUGAACGCCGACAUGAAAAAGUCAGCUUCCGUCUCUCCUGGCAUGUUCAACUACCCCGUCGAGGGGAUCGAGGGCUUGGCUGCUGCCGCCGCCGCCGCCUAUCCGCACCCCGGACCUCUCACGCCUAGAAGUCAGACGCAGGAAGGGGAUGAGGAUGGGGAUGGGACGUAUCAUCCUGGAAAUUGA